AUACUCACUCUCUCUCACUCAUUAAUUUAAGACCCGUGAACAGGUCAGCAACACACCUUGUGACCGAGUUUGUUCUCCUGGGAUUCCCUGGUGACUGGAAGACACAGAUUUUCCUCUUCUCAUUGCUUGUGGUGAUUUACGUCCUGACACUGCUGGGAAAUGGAGCUAUCAUCUGUGCAGUGAGGUGGGACGCACGCCUGCAUACUCCUAUGUACUUUCUGCUGGGAAAUUUUGCCUUCCUGGAGAUCUGGUAUGUUUCCUCCACGGUCCCCAACAUGCUAGCCAACAUCCUCUCUGAGACCAAGGCCAUCUCAUUUUCCAGGUGCUUCCUCCAGUUCUAUUUCUUCUUUUCACUGGGCACAACUGAAUGUCUCUUCUUAGCAGUAAUGGCUUAUGAUCGAUACCUGGCCAUCUGCCGCCCACUGCACUACCCCACCAUUAUGACCGGGAGGCUCUGUGGUCUGCUGGUGUCUUUCUGCUGGCUCAUUGGAUUCCUUGGGUACCCAAUUCCCAUUUUCUUUAUCUCCCAACUCCCCUUCUGUGGUCCGAAUGUCAUUGAUCACUUCCUGUGUGACAUGGAUCCACUGAUGGCUCUGUCUUGCGCUCCAGCUCCAAUUACUGAAUCUGUUUUCUACACACAGAGCUCCCUUGUCCUCUUUUGCACUGUUCUGUACAUUCUGCGUUCCUACGUCCUCUUGCUCAGAGCUGUUUUUCGCGUACCUUCCGCAGCUGGCCGGCGAAAGGCCUUUUCUACCUGUGGUUGUCACUUAGUUGUGGUGUGUCUUUUCUAUGGAACAGUCAUGGUGAUGUAUGUGAGUCCUACGUAUGGCAUCCCAACUUUGAUGCAGAAGGUUCUCACACUGGUGUAUUCAGUAAUGACUCCUCUUUUUAACCCCCUGAUCUAUAGUCUUCGUAAUAAAGACAUGAAAGUUGCCCUGAGAAACGUCCUGUUUGGAAUGAGAGCUUGUCAAAAAUCAUGAGCCAAAUGUAUGCCUUACUUCCAGAUUCUA
Ochotona curzoniae (black-lipped pika) is the source of this 1010-nucleotide messenger RNA. RefSeq names its product olfactory receptor 11H4. Gene Ontology annotation, molecular function: olfactory receptor activity; G protein-coupled receptor activity. Gene Ontology annotation, cellular component: membrane. The transcript has a single exon. Bases 210 to 980 code for a protein of 256 amino acids. The record is from RefSeq and is a predicted model, not a curated record. Gene Ontology annotation, biological process: G protein-coupled receptor signaling pathway. Lineage: Eukaryota; Metazoa; Chordata; Mammalia; Lagomorpha; Ochotonidae.